CGCACGUGAUCUAAACAGAAACAUGGCGGCAGCAGCGGCUGUCCGGUCGAGCGUGGGUCUGACUUUGAGGCUUUCGAGAGCUUUACCGGACUGCAGCUCGUGUCCGUUCUACAGACUGAACGGCUGUGUGAGCGGCGUGGGCAGCUUACAGAGGCGGGGCUCCUUCGAUAGCUUUCGGACCCUAAAUCGACACUUGCAGACAAGUAAAGGUAUUUACCACAGUGAGGAGGGCAGCUCCAAUGCAGAAGAGCCCGACGACGUGGUGAACGUGGUGUAUAUAGAUCGGUCGGGCCAGAGGAUCCCGGUUAAGGCCAAAGUGGGAGAUAAUGUCAUGUAUCUGGCUCAGAGGCAUGGAAUUGAAUUGGAAGGUGCCUGCGAGGCAUCGCUGGCCUGCUCAACGUGCCACGUCUAUGUGACUUCUUCCCAUUUUGACAAACUGGAAGAGCCUGAUGAGAGGGAGGAUGACAUGCUGGAUAUGGCUCCCCUGCUUCAGGAGAACUCCCGGCUAGGAUGCCAGAUCAUUCUCACCCCGGAGCUGGAGGGCAUGGAGCUCACCUUGCCCAAAGUCACCAGGAACUUCUACGUGGACGGUCAUGUGCCCAAACCUCACUGAGAAGAGCGGGUGUGGAGAGUUUGGGGGGAAAACGGGGAGGAGGGGGUGGGCAUAAACUUGGUGCCCUGCUGGGGUGUGGUGGGUACCGCCGAGAGAUGCUCGGCUGCAGUAGUCAAGUCCACGGCUGCUCCCAGGCAACAUUUCCCCACUGACAAUCUCCACAGUUAACCAGUGACAGGACAGGCCUGCAGAUGACAUCAGGCAGAGUCAGACACUAUUUGAGUCUCACUGAAGGUGAAAUGAAUGGUUAGCACCCAAAACAUUAAACUGAUGGUUUACAGACCAUGUAUUUAUUUAUGUGGAGUGUUCUCAAGCCAGCGACAAGGCGACAUUAAAUCUCAAACUGUCCUUUGCUCAAAACACACUAGAUAUUUCACGUUUGUGUCAGUCGCAGAGCAAGUUUCAACAAAGUUCAUCCUGGUGCCGUUCAACGGAACAUUCCUCGUUACAGCUCGUAUACGCACAAGUAUUACAAGAUGAUGUUCUUAGUCAUUUCUGAAACGCUUGAUUCAUUUGUUGGAUAUUGUAUGCAUUUACUUCCAUUUUUGCCUACGAGUUUACGUUUUCUGGCUGAUCGAUAUGUUCCCAUUGAGUUACCCCCCCCCGAGUCAUUCACCUCAAACUCGUUUUCUUCUGCAUGAUACGGAGGCCACACACAGAAGAAGAAGCAAUUCUUCAUAAUGAAGUGCAUUUAAAAAAACAAGCGUUGCUUGAAGCUGAAGAGUCAGUCAGAAUUUAGACUGGUGAAACUUACAUUUAUGAACACUGCAAAACAUUUAGGCAAAGUGGGUUUCAGGUGGCCGUAAGAACACUUAUUUUUAAGCACUUAUUCUCGGAUCCAAUCGCAGGUUUUGUGAGCUGGUAAUCUCAGUGGUACCUUGAAAUGACUUCUACCCUUUACUUGUUGAAGUCUACUGUACAUGCUCUUACGCAAAAAUGUAAGUCAACCGUGUACAGCACGUUUAGAGAUGACAAAGUUGUGCAAUAAAAUGCUUUUAA
Molecule: messenger RNA, 1612 nt
Organism: Pungitius pungitius (ninespine stickleback)
Lineage: Eukaryota; Metazoa; Chordata; Actinopteri; Perciformes; Gasterosteidae
Gene: fdx2
Product: ferredoxin 2
Exons: 5
Coding region: 23-613 (196 amino acids)
Biological process (GO): P450-containing electron transport chain; positive regulation of oxidoreductase activity
Cellular component (GO): mitochondrion
Molecular function (GO): 2 iron, 2 sulfur cluster binding
Source: RefSeq, a predicted model, not a curated record